AUGUCGCGCUCCUCCUCCGCUUCGUGCUCUCCCGUCCCCAGCCCCAAGCAGGCCACACAGACGAUUCUCGCCGGCCGCAAGUGCUACCGGAUAUCGAAAGACAAGAACGAGGUCGUCUGGCCCCCGCACCUCGAGGCCGCGCUGAUGGAGGGCCUCGACAAGUACACGCCCGCCGAGUCAAAGUCGCCCCGCGGCCUGACGCGCUUCCCGAACCGGAACAAGUUCAUCUCCCAGUACAUCCUCGAGAAGACCGGGGAGACGCGGACCGCGAAGCAGGUCGGGAGCCGCAUUCAGCAAUUGCGCGACACCAGCGCGGGCAAGACGAUCAUGAAGGCGAUCUCGGACCGCCACUACGAGAUGAUGCACCCCACCCGCCCGCCGCCGCAGACGGACGGCGCGGGGGCGGUCGGCAUCGCGCACGUCUUCAUCAGCGUCCCUCCCCCGUCCGUCGCCGGCUCCCCCGUCCCGCCCGCGCAGCCGUUCGCGGGCCCGAGCCGCCACACCGGCGUGACCGUCCUGCCCAACGGCCGGUGCCAGUGGGUGGAGCCGCGCGCGCUGCGGAGCAUCAACCCGACGGUGACCUUCCUGAGCGCGUCCACGAUCCCGCUCUUCAGCACCUGCACGGUCGAGUCCAGCUUCGACGGCGUCGUGCACGAAGGCGACGCGAUGCUGAUGGAGGAGCUCGGGGUCGUGCCCGACGGGUGCGCGUACCUGCACUACACGACGCUCGCGCCCGCGUACUGGGACACGCUCUGCCUCUGCCACGACCUCGCGCCGUACACGAUCUUCCAGGAGAUCUCCAGGCUGGACGACGCCACGCAACGGCUCGUGCCAGUCAAGCGCAUCCUGUACCACUUCACGUCCGGCGCUGCGCCGCCGCUCUCGCCCUUCUCCUUCUCCGACCCGGACCUCGAGAUGGUCAGUUCGCUCCCCCCACCCGCGAUGUUCCACGCGCCCUCCUCCUCCGACGGCUCCUUCCAGAGCGACCGCAGCAGCUCGCCGUCGUACAGCGUCGCCGCCGGCUUCGCGAGCGCCCCCCUGAGCCCCGUCGACCAGUGGUCGAUGCACGCCGUCUCCGGCGCGCAGGACCAGUGGGCCUUCGGCGGCCUCCCCGCCGCCCCCGCCGCCCCCGCGCCGUCCUUCUCCCCCGCGUUCCCCGCGCAGCCGUUCGUGCAGGCGGCGGGCUCGCCCCCGAUGCCGUUCUCGGCGGGCGCGUACGCGCCCGCGCACGCACAUUCACACUCCUCUGGCGGGCGGUUCAUGUUCUGCUAG
This is a messenger RNA of Epithele typhae, 1272 nucleotides long. RefSeq lists its product as uncharacterized. Lineage: Eukaryota; Fungi; Basidiomycota; Agaricomycetes; Polyporales; Epitheliaceae. Gene Ontology annotation, biological process: regulation of DNA-templated transcription. The coding region runs from base 1 to 1272 and encodes 423 amino acids. The transcript is spliced from 5 exons. The record is from RefSeq and is a predicted model, not a curated record. Gene Ontology annotation, molecular function: DNA-binding transcription factor activity.